Messenger RNA from Ustilaginoidea virens, 1362 nucleotides. RefSeq lists its product as uncharacterized. The record is from RefSeq and is a predicted model, not a curated record. The coding region runs from base 1 to 1362 and encodes 453 amino acids. NCBI's taxonomy places the organism in Eukaryota, Fungi, Ascomycota, Sordariomycetes, Hypocreales, Clavicipitaceae. Gene Ontology annotation, molecular function: alpha-amylase activity; calcium ion binding. The transcript is spliced from 3 exons. Gene Ontology annotation, biological process: carbohydrate metabolic process.
AUGACGGACAGAAUCGCUCGCAGGGCUCAGGAUUCUGGGGGUAGCGCCUGCGGUGACUUGGGCAAUUACUGCGGCGGCACCUUUGCCGGGCUGCAGGGUAAACUGGAUUACAUCAAGGGCAUGGGGUUUGAUGCCCUCUGGAUUAGCCCAAUUGUCGCGAGCGAGUCUACCGUUUAUCAAGCCCCUUGGAACGUGAAUCUGUACGCGGUCAAUGCUCGGCUCGGCUCGGCCCAGGAUCUGAAGAACUUGAUCAAGGCUGCGCACGACAAGGGCAUGUACGUCAUGGUGGACGUCGUGGCAAACCACGUCGGCCGCGGCAGCAUGGGCAAUAUACAGCCUUCCCCCCUAAACGAAGGCGGUUCCUACCACAACGCAUGUGACAUCGACUACAACAACCAAACCAGCAUCGAGUACUGCCGCAUCGGCAACCUUCCCGAUGUAGAUACCGCAGAUGAUCGCGUCCGAUCCGUCUACAACACGUGGAUCAAGUGGCUCGUAAAUGAGUACGAAUUCGACGGCGUCCGCAUCGACACCGUCAGGCAUGUCGAGAAGGCCUUUUGGCCCGGCUUCUCCUCCGCCGCAGGAGUAUACACCAUCGGCGAAGUCUCUCACGGCGAUCCCAACUACGUAGCUGGUUACGCAGCCCUCAUGUCGGGCUUGGUCAACUAUCCCGUCUACUACCCCCUGUCCAGGUUCUACCAGCAGAAGGGGUCUUCGCAGGAUCUGGUUGACAUGCACAACGCGGUUGGAUCUGCCUUUCCCGACCCUGCUGCCCUGGGCACUUUUCUGGAUAAUCAUGAUACUGCUCGCUUCCUCAGCCAGAAGAACGACGUGUCGCUGCUAAAGAAUGCCCUAACGUACGUUUUUCUGGCAAGGGGAAUCCCCAUCGUUUACUACGGAACGGAACAGUCGUACGCGGGAGGCGGUGAGCCUGCGAACCGUGAGGAUCUCUGGCGAAGCAGCUUCAGGAGCAGCAGCGAUGUGUACAAGUUCUUGGCCAAGAUGGCAGGCAUCAGAAAGGCAGCAGGCGGGUUGUCCAGGGACGACCACGCGCACUUGAUGGUAGAGCCGACGGGAUACGCGUGGAGUCGUGCAAACGGCAGGGUGAUUGCCCUGACGAGUAAUAUUGGGCAGGGCAAGUCACGGCAGUAUUGUAUCUGGAACCAGAAGGCCGGUGAGACGUGGCAUGGAGCCUUUGAUGGAAACAAGUACGUUGUUGACGGAAACGGACAUCUUUGUGCCACGGUGACGAAUGGAGAACCCAUGGUAUUUGUUGCUUCUGUGGGCACAGCUGGUUAUGGAUCUUGUCUGAAGGGGCAUGAGAGCCAGUUGCUGAUGGCUGCCGAGAAAUGUCGAGGGUAA